This is a messenger RNA of Morus notabilis, 636 nucleotides long. RefSeq names its product 60S ribosomal protein L23. Gene Ontology annotation, molecular function: large ribosomal subunit rRNA binding; structural constituent of ribosome. Gene Ontology annotation, biological process: translation. The transcript has 4 exons. Bases 35 to 457 code for a protein of 140 amino acids. NCBI's taxonomy places the organism in Eukaryota, Viridiplantae, Streptophyta, Magnoliopsida, Rosales, Moraceae. Gene Ontology annotation, cellular component: ribosome; cytosolic large ribosomal subunit. The record is from RefSeq and is a predicted model, not a curated record.
CCUAAUUCUCCUUCAGCAGCAGCCAUUGUCAACGAUGUCGAAGAGAGGACGCGGAGGUUCAGCGGGCAAUAAGUUCCGUAUGUCGCUGGGUUUGCCGGUGGCAGCUACGGUAAACUGCGCCGACAACACUGGUGCCAAGAACCUUUACAUUAUCUCUGUGAAGGGCAUUAAGGGUCGCCUUAACCGACUGCCGUCGGCAUGUGUCGGUGAUAUGGUUAUGGCCACAGUGAAGAAGGGAAAGCCUGAGUUGAGGAAGAAGGUUUUGCCUGCUGUCAUCGUGAGGCAGCGGAAGCCGUGGAGGAGAAAGGACGGCGUUUAUAUGUAUUUCGAAGACAAUGCGGGUGUCAUCGUGAACCCAAAAGGAGAGAUGAAAGGCUCUGCGAUUACGGGUCCAAUUGGCAAGGAGUGUGCAGACCUAUGGCCUAGGAUUGCAAGUGCUGCUAAUGCUAUCGUUUAGGAGUGCCGACCUUAUUUUUAUUUUUCGCGUAGAAACACUUGGCUGUCGUUGUUUGUUAUCCUUUGUGCGCUUUGAACCCAAUUUUUGUUUUUCAAGUAUGAGAUUUGUUUUUCAAGAAUGAAAGUUUUGUUGCAACAUUGGGUUUCCCUCGGCAAAUUAAGCAUGUAGUUUCUUCUGUA